Molecule: messenger RNA, 2592 nt
Organism: Acomys russatus (golden spiny mouse)
Lineage: Eukaryota; Metazoa; Chordata; Mammalia; Rodentia; Muridae
Gene: Mier2
Product: MIER family member 2
Exons: 14
Coding region: 22-1647 (541 amino acids)
Biological process (GO): negative regulation of transcription by RNA polymerase II
Cellular component (GO): nucleoplasm
Molecular function (GO): transcription corepressor activity; histone deacetylase binding
Source: RefSeq, a predicted model, not a curated record
CUCCCGCGCGCACGCUCGGCCAUGGCGGAGGCCUCCUCACUGGAGAGGCAGAGUCCUCACGUGGCCUCCUGCCUUGCACACAGCCUGUGCCCCCGGGAGCCCAGCUUGCAGACCACGGCAGUGGUGUCCAUGGGCUCUGCAGACCAUCAGUUCAACCUCACUGAGCUCCUGUCGCAGAACUAUAGCCUCCACGAGGGGUGUGCCGAGGCCCCCCAGUGCCCCGACAAGCCGGAGGAGCAGCUGGACAAGGACUUCAUCGACCAGAGCAGCGACAUGCCCCUGGAUGAGCUCCUCGCGCUUUAUGGGUACGAGACUUCAGACCCCAUCUCUGAGCAGGAGAGCGAGGGCGGUGACACAGCCCCAACCCUCCCGGACAUGACCUUGGACAAGGAGCAGAUAGCCAAGGACUUGCUUUCUGGGGAAGAAGAAGAAGAGACGCAGUCCUCCGCUGAUGACCUCACCCCAUCUGUCACCUCCCAUGAGGCCUCGGACCUCUUUCCUCAUCAGAGUGGGUCCCGGUUCUUGGCUGAUGAUAAUGGCCCAGGCUCCUCGGCCUCCUCCGACGCUGAGGAGGAUGCACUCCCUUCCAACAAGUGCAAGAAGGAGAUCAUGGUGGGGCCUCAGUUCCAAGCUGACCUCAACAUCCUGCACUUGAACAGACAUUGUGACAAGAUCUAUGAAAAUGAAGACCAGCUGCUGUGGAGCCCCAGUGUGCUCCCAGAGCGGGAGGUGGAGGACUUCCUGUACAGGGCAGUGAAGCGGAGGUGGCAGGAGAUGGCUGGCCCCCAGAUCCCAGAGGGCGAGGUGGUGAAGGACAGUGAGCAGGCGCUGUAUGAGCUGGUGAAGUGUAAUUUCAACGUGGAAGAGGCCCUGCGCAGGCUGAGGUUCAACGUAAAGGUGAUUCGAGAUGGGCUCUGCUCCUGGAGCGAGGAGGAGUGCAGGAACUUUGAACAUGGCUUCCGUGUUCAUGGGAAGAACUUCCACCUGAUUCAGGCCAACAAGGUGCGCACCCGGUCAGUGGGUGAGUGCGUGGAGUAUUAUUACCUGUGGAAGAAGUCUGAACGCUACGACGGCUUUGCCCAGCAGACACGGCUCGGCCGGAGGAAGUUCGUCUCCUCUGGAACCACGGAUGCUGAACAGGACCUGGAUGGUCUCGACCCUGAUGGCCCUGCCCGGCUGCGCUCUGACCAGGAGUCUGAGGCAGGAGUGCCCGUGGAACCUCUGAGUGUGGACAUCACAGCUGGUGGACUUGACCAGCCUGGAGUGGGCUGCCCAUCCUCGGAGCCAGAAGCGUGUUUGUUCCAGGAGCUGGAUGAGCCCCCUGCCAUGCCCUCGUUCCAGCAGCCCAGCGGCCUGGCUGCCCCAGCUGAGCUCCCACUGGCUGCCCCCGUCCCUGAGCCGAGCAGCAGCCCCCGGCUGUCUGUGGACCUUGCCCUAUCCGAGGAGCUGCCUCUUUCAUCCAGCCCUGUGGAUCUGAGCGAGGACACUGCAGAGCCCAUGGCUUCCGCACAGGUGGCCUUGUCAGUCACUGAAUUUGGACUCAUUGGCAUCGGGGAUGUGAAUCCCUUCCUAACCGGCCACCCAGCAUGCCCAGCCUCCACACUGCGCUCGGAGCCUCUGUCACAGUGCAAUGUGAUGACCUGUUGAUCCCUGGUCGCCUGUGGCAUGUGUGCUCAGAAUGGACAUGGCAGCACUGCCAGGCCUGCCCGUCAGUCUUCCUGGCCCCCUCCCGUGCAGGCCUGUGUGAUGCCUUCUCUGCUUCAGAACGUGAUAGGACUCAGUGAGGUGGCCAGGCCCACACAGACCCCAGAUCUCAGCACCCAGCACCGCCGGAACCCCAGGCUGCCACCACCACGCCAUGGCGUCACCCUGGUAGCUGGGCUCAAAGAGGGCCAGUCCCAACAUGGAGCCAGCCACUGACCCCUCAGCCAGCAGAGGCUGGCAGGCGGUGCUGCCUGGGGCUUUGGGCAGGACUCCUCCCGCACCAGCAGCCUCUGCCCGGGCACCCUCCAUAGGCCAGCUCUCUACCCACCACAGCGGGGUUGUGGCCGCCAGCCUCUGCUCAGCGUGGGACCCUGGGGCACAGAGCCAUAUACCUCGCCCUGUGGCCACCCUUCUCGGCCCUUUGCCGUCUCCACUUCAGGAAAAGCCGCACUUUAUAUCCCAACUGCCUCCUGCCUGCACCCCCACCCUGCGCCGUGGUGGGCCCUCAGCAGCCCGGGCGGGUGAGGAGCAGGUGGCCCGCUACCUUCCGGCCCCUCUCCUUGGGACACCUUGGGGCACAGCUCUGGAAGCACCACCCUGCCACUGCCUGUUCUGUGGGUCUCAGUUCCUUGGAGGCUCCUAGCAGGAUGGCUGGGCCCAUCUUGUCCUCGGCCUCCCCCAUUUUAUUUAUGUUGGUGUUUACAAUUCGGAGUGGGGUCCCUGGGCAGGCAGCUCCGCCCGGUGUUGGCAGAGCGGUGCUGUUUGAGCCUCUGUGGCUGGACUCGACCGUCCCUUGCCCCACCGAGGACACUGUGAUGUGAGACUGCCUUCGCCCAGCGCUAUUUUAUUUAUUAAACUUGAUUUGAAGCCCGGGGUGUCUCAUGCUGG